Filobasidium floriforme is the source of this 1863-nucleotide messenger RNA. RefSeq lists its product as uncharacterized. The transcript has 5 exons. Gene Ontology annotation, biological process: mRNA splice site recognition. The record is from RefSeq and is a predicted model, not a curated record. NCBI's taxonomy places the organism in Eukaryota, Fungi, Basidiomycota, Tremellomycetes, Filobasidiales, Filobasidiaceae. Gene Ontology annotation, cellular component: U2-type prespliceosome; U1 snRNP. Gene Ontology annotation, molecular function: mRNA binding. Bases 387 to 1553 code for a protein of 388 amino acids.
AGCGAUGACAUGCUCCAGGUAGGUGGAUGGGGUGAUGAAAGCGGACAUUGUGCUGUUUCCACCCGCGGACACACAUGAGAUCUCGUCGAUGUCCGUUCACAUACAACUCACCUCCCCCCGUCACCAUAUCCUCAACUUCACUUCGACAGACUAUUCAACCACAUAACAGACUACUACCAAGUAAAACGUAUACCAUCAGAUCACAUAAAACUAUCCAGCAAACAUGGGUCGAAUGGCAGAGAUGCAGCGAAAGCUGCUCGAAGUGAGUUCAAGCGGACACGUCCAGUAUCGUCCCGCUAGCGUCUACCUCUACUCACAAUCUCCCGUACUCGUCUGCCUGUAUCAUCACUAUCAUAACUUACUCUUCGUCUCCGGGACUGCAGCAAAUGAUGGGUCCCGAGGCUAUGGGAGUUCAACCGAUCAAUGUCGAUUGGUGGGAUCCGAAAGUCUGCAAGAAUUUCAUCUGCGGGACGUGUCCUCACGACAUUUUCGGUAACACCAAAAUGGACCUCGGUCCCUGUCCCCGACUGCACAGCGAAAAGGUAGCCAAAUCCUACAAAGAAGCCAAGCUCGCGGACCCCCUCGACCCCCGUUUCGCAGCCUUUGAACAGGAAUACCAGAACAGCAUCUACAACUUCAUCGACGACUGUGAUCGCAAGAUCCGAAUCUCGCAGAAGAGGUUGGAAAAGACUCCCGAGGAGAACAAGCGGACGGUGGACCUGAUGAAGGAAGUCGGAGAGAUCGAGCUCGCCAUCCAGGGAAGCACGGACGAGGUGGAAGCGUUGGGAGAGGCCGGGAAGAUCGAAGAAUCGAUGGCCAAGCUCGAAGCGGUCGAAGCUCUCAAGCAGGAAAAGACGGACAAGGAGCGAGAGUUGCAGAGGUUGACCGAGACGGGAGGAGCGUCGGGACACCAGAAAUUGAGGGUGUGCGAGACGUGUGGUGCUUAUCUGUCCGUCCUGGAUUCCGAUCGAAGGUUGGCCGAUCAUUUCGGUGGAAAGAUGCACUUGGGUUACCACGAACUCCGAAAACUCAUCGACCAGUUCAACGAGCAACGUCGUCAAGGUCAAGCCGCCCGGUACGGACCUCCUCCUAUCGCCCCCGGCCCCGGAGGACCACCUCCUCCCAGCCACAACAAUCUCGCCCCGCCUUCCGGACCGUCCGGUCCUCGAGGCUACGAUCAACAACCGCAUACCCCCACGCCGCAUUCUCACGGAUCAGCUAGCGCUGUCAAGGCCGAGUUGCCCUACGAUGGAGACUCGAUCGUACCUGGCCACGGGGACAAGAGGAAACGAGAGGCUCACGAAUUGUCGGAUGCUAUCCGGGAGAACGAAGAGAGGGACAGGAAGCGACACCGAUCGAGGGAGAGGAGCGAGCGGGACAGGUACGAGUCCCGUGGGAGCGACCGUGGUGGUGGUGACGAUCGAUACGACCGAGAGAGGCGUCAUCGUGAUCGAAGCCGUGAGAGGAGCCGACGAGAUGAUGAUCGGGAUUACCGUCGUUCGGACCGUGAUCGAGAGAGGGACAGGGAGAGGGAGUCCAAGAGGGACAGGUAGAGCCAUCAUCAAUAGUUUGUACUCUUCUUCUCGUCUGCGUGUUUUGUGUACAUAGUCUCUUCUUCACAUCGUACCCCGACGUUUACGGUCGGACGGUGGUAUUUGACAUGCGUGAUGAAUCGAUACAAAGUGUUGGCAGGGUUACCGAAUCCUCGAGGGCAGUGUAGAUUAGAGACAUGAAAGUCCCUCGGAGUUAGAAUAUGGGAGAUCAGGUGUGGUAGGUAGUAUGAGUCGUGUCGUUAGAGCUGCGCUUCGCAGAUUUCACAGAUCAGAAAUCCGGGCUGGUUGAUAAAAGUGCAUGCAGGACAUG